GAGAGCAGGUGGUGCAAUACAGGUGUGAAACCAGCACAUGUGGACCCUGCUGAUGCAUGUGGCUCAGAAUGGACGUGAGCCCGAAUAUUCAGAGUACCAGAUCUGAUUCAUUUUAUUCUGGGAGUUCCUUUGUGCAGAAGAAUCGAAGGACAACAUUGGAGCGUGUGGAAAAAUUCAUUUCUGAAAUUUAUUUUACUAACUGUAAUCUAAGAGGAAAAUUAUUUGGUGCUACUUGUCCACUCGAUUCUAUAUCCUAUUUUCUGAUAGAGAAACGAAUUUCAUAUGAAGAAGCAGUAAAGAAAGAGUUCCAGCCUGCAGAGAUUGGACAUAGCUUUGGCCCUACAUGGUGGACCUGUUGGUUCAAGGUGCAUGCAAGCAUUCCUAAAGAAUGGGUAGGACAUGAAGUCCACUUAAGAUGGGUGUGCGAUGGCGAAGGAAUGGUAUGGAAGGAUGGAGAGCCAGUCCAGGGGUUAACUAAUGAAGGACAGAAGAAUAGCUAUAUUUUAGCUACUGAAUUUAAAUCACAGGAUCCACAAAGCAUGACAAUCUACAUUGAAGUGGCUUGCAACGGACUGUUUGGUUCUGGCCAGGGUAGUAUGAUAGCUCCUACUGACCUUCACAAAAAAUUUUGUCUGAAAACUGCUGAGCUUGUUAUUUUUCACAGAGAUGUACAAGAGCUGCUUUUAGACUUUCAAAUAAUAUAUGAUAUGGCCAAGUAUCUUGGAGAAGAUAACCAAAGAGGAUUCCAGGCUCUUUAUGUAGCCAAUCAAAUGGUUAACUUGUGUGAUGUAACUGAUCCAUGUACAUAUGCCAAAGUCCACAAAAUAUCUUCAGCGUUUUUUGGGCAGAGGAAUGGUGUAAGCCAACACAUCAUUCAUGCCAUGGGGCACUGCCAUAUUGAUUCAGCCUGGCUCUGGCCUUAUGAAGAAACUAUUAGAAAGUGUGCUCGCAGCUGGAUUUCUGCUGUGCAACUUAUGGCCAAAUAUCCUGACUUUAAAUUUACAUGCUCCCAGGCCCAGCAGCUGGAAUGGGUUAAAAAUUGGUAUCCUAGGUUAUACAAGCAGAUUAAGCAAUAUGUCAAGCUGGGUCAGUUUAUACCUGUUGGUGGAACCUGGGUCGAAAUGGAUGGCAACCUUCCCAGUGGAGAAUCGAUGGUGCGACAAUUUCUUCAGGGUCAGCAGUUCUUUCUGAAGGAAUUCGGCAAAAUGUGCUCAGAGUUUUGGUUGCCAGACACAUUUGGGUAUUCCGCGCAGCUGCCCCAGUUGAUGAAUGGUUGUGGAAUCCAUCGUUUCCUGACUCAGAAGCUUAGCUGGAGCCUAAUCAAUGCUUUUCCUCAUCACACCUUUUACUGGGAGGGCAUUGAUGGCUCCAAAGUCUUGACUCAUUUUCCUCCAGGUGACUCAUAUGGAAUGAUGGGAACAGUAGAGGAGGUGCUUAAAACGGUAAAGAACAACAGAGAUAAGGGGCGUGUCAACGAUAGUAUUUUCUUGUUUGGAUUUGGAGAUGGAGGAGGUGGUCCAACAGAAAACAUGGUGGGGAGUCUUAAGAGGAUGAAUGAUACUGAUGGUUUGCCCAGAGUCCACUUGUCUACACCAGACAGAUUCUUUUCUACAGUGGAGGCUGAUACAUCUCAGCUGUGCACCUGGGUAGGAGAGCUCUUUCUAGAGCUACACAAUGGAACCUAUACUACACAAGCACAGAUUAAGAAAAGCAACAGGCAGUGCGAGCAACUUUUACAUGAUGUGGAAGCCUUGAGUGCCUUUGCAUUGGCUGAAGAUAGCACGUUUAUUUACCCAACUGCACAGCUGCAACAUCUGUGGAGGUUACUACUGUUAAACCAAUUUCACGAUGUGCUACCAGGCAGCUGCAUCCAGCUGGUAGUAGAAGAUGCACAUAGGUAUUACAAAGAGAUUAGUACGGAAGGAUUAAAACUUCUUAAAGAAUCUAUUCAUGCACUCCUGAAAACAUCAUCUGUGGCAAAGCCUUCAGCAGAUCAUGCACUAACAGUUAUAAACACUUUGCCUUGGGAACGCACAGAAGUGAUUUCUAUCUCAGGAGCAUCAGGAGAGCUGACUUUAGGUCUUGUGAAAGUACCAAGCAUGGGGUAUGUGGUACUGCCUGAAAAUCUGACUCCAGUUACUCCUGUCACAGUCAUUAUGCAUGAGGAUAACUCUGUAACAAUGGAAAAUGGGAUCCUUCGUGCCAACAUUGAUUCUGCAGGGCGAUUGACAUCACUGAAUUUACUGAUCUCUAACAGGGAGUCUGUUGCAGACGGCUGUUUUGGAAACCAGUUUGUGUUGUUUGAUGAUAUCCCCUUGUAUUGGGAUGCCUGGGAUGUGAUGGACUAUCACCUGGAGACAAGGAAGCUUUUAACAAGUGUCAGCAAACUACAGAUUAGCCAAAAUGGAGGACUCCGAGGAGCUGUAGCAUUUACUUUGCAAAUCAGUGAAAAUAGCACAAUUGAGCAAGAAAUCAUUCUUGAUGCUUCAUGCCCUUAUAUCAGAUUUAACACAAAGGUUAAUUGGUAUGAGGCUCAUAAAUUCCUGAAGGUUGAAUUCCCAGCCAGAGCUCGCAGUUCAAAUGCAACUUACGAGAUUCAGUUUGGACACCUUCAAAGACCAACACAUCGCAAUACUUCUUGGGACUGGGCUAGAUAUGAGGUUUGGGCUCACAAAUGGAUGGAUCUGUCUGAACAUGGCUUUGGUGUGGCAGUACUGAAUGACUGUAAAUAUGGUUGCUCUGUGCUUGGAAAUAUUUUGAGCCUCUCACUACUAAGAGCUCCAAAGUCUCCAGAUUCAACUGCAGAUAUUGGGAUUCAUGAGUUUUCUUAUGCAUUUAUGCCACAUGUGGGAACAUUUCAGGAAGCUGGGGUCAUUCCAAGUGCAUACAGCUUUUGUGCUCCACUUCUUACAACAGCACUUAAAGAUGUAAAGACAAAGUCAUGGAGUGCCUUUAAUGUGUUGUCACCUGCAGUUGUCCUAGAAACAGUAAAACAGGCAGAGAACCAGAAAGACUGUCUGGUACUGCGGCUGUAUGAAUCAUAUGGUAGCAGUGUGGAGACUUGGUUACAGACACCCCUCCCAGUAAAGGAAGCUUUUCUCUGUGAUCUUCUGGAAAGGCCAUGUAGCAAUCUGGCACUCAGUUUGAAGGAACAAGGCGUGAAGCUUUCCUUUUCUCCUUUUAAAGUGUUGACACUGCUCCUGGUUCUGCGGAGAUAAUUCAUGCAGACAGCACCAAACUGUUAACCAAGGUGAUUUUUCAAAAUCGUUUAAAUGCUGUAUCAGAUUGUUUAACAUAAUUUUCCUAAACAUACGUCAGACAGUCACUGGCUCAAGGAGUUUACACGACAAUAAAAAAUAAAUAAUUUCCCACUGAAUAAAACAGUUCUUGAAUUUUACCAGUAUAUACACCUUAAGAAUAUGAUGAACUUAUAUAUGAUAACUUAACAGACAUCUAAACAGCCCUAAAGCAGUCGGGCCUAAAAGUCAGGCAUCUGUAGUGACAAAAAUCUACAGGGUUGGAAAGAAAAAAGGUUUAUUGUGUUCUGGGUACACGGUUGUGAUUUUUGAAAUCCUGUCAUUGUCCCUUAAUGUCACACAGGAGUGUCGAUGAAAGACUAAUGCCUUUAAAAGGAGAAUGAAAGCUACAGAGGCAUUUUAUUGCCAAUAUAUUGGCCUCAAUAGUGCAAGCUAGAACUCUAUAUUUAUUCUGUAGAAUGCUUUACUAUACCUGAGUAAAAAGUUCUAGAAGCUCUCUGUUUAGGAUAGCAGCUGCAGUAUUAGCUUGGUGUGACAUCACUUCCUGCCUGAGUCUCUCCCUGCUCAGUUAUAGCACUGGGCUCAGAUUACAGCAGAGAAGGGAGGGGGGGAGAGAAGCAAACUGAGCAUGCUCACGCCUGGGGCAAGGAGGUUUAAGCUGAAGGCAGGAAGUCUGAUACAGAGGUCCAUGUGUACACAAUAGAAGGAAAGAAAUGCUGUGUUUCUUUUGACAGAGGACUCAGAGCAGUAUUACUUUGAGGGUUUACUGGUAUAUUUAGGUGGACCUUUCUGAUAAGGCUUACUUAGUUUUAACCUUUCCUUCAACUUUAACAGAACUAUACCCAAUAACCUUUUAAUACCAAUGUGCAUUUGAUUCCUUAUUUUCUGGCAUUUAAACUAUGUGUUUAUUUGUUACCAGUAAAGACCCAAGACUUUUAAGCCAUAUAAGAAUAAUUCAGAAUUAGCAGGUGGACAGUUUACAAAGUAAUGUUAGUUUAGUUUCUGAUUAACAAAAGUGAUUGCAGAAAUUGUACUAGGUCUUAUAUAAUGAGGUGAACAUUUUAUACACUGUGUAUAAAUCCAAUGUUGAUAUGAUUUAGCAUGUGCAAAUAUUGAAGAGACCUGCUCAAGCAACACGUGACAAUGUAAUUCUUCUUAAAUGACUUUCAUAAAUAAAAAUAAAAAAAUAA
Xenopus laevis (African clawed frog) is the source of this 4447-nucleotide messenger RNA. RefSeq names its product mannosidase, alpha, class 2C, member 1 L homeolog (gene man2c1.L). The record is from RefSeq and is marked provisional. Gene Ontology annotation, biological process: carbohydrate metabolic process; oligosaccharide catabolic process; mannose metabolic process. Gene Ontology annotation, molecular function: alpha-mannosidase activity; carbohydrate binding. Lineage: Eukaryota; Metazoa; Chordata; Amphibia; Anura; Pipidae.